UGUUUCCUCCCCUCAGUCCCGGUUAGGGAAUCUGCCGGCGCCGCCUUGCUGGGAGCGGCCGCCCAGGAGAAAGGAUGCUCCUCCGGGCGCGGCGGCGGAGGAAGAGGCGCGGCGGACGGGACAUCCCUGCGGCCGUCCGCUUCGCCAGCCUUGUUUAGCGCAAGACGCACGCAGCCUCCUCCAUGGCGAAGCCCCGCGCUACGCUGCAGCGGCGAGGCCCGGCUUGCAGUGGGGAGCCCGGCGGCGGCGGCGCUGGUGCCCGGGCCCAUCUUUCCUCUCGCCUCGGUGCGCCCUAAGGACUGCGGCGGCGGCGCUAUGGCCGAGACGGAGCGGCCGGAGGAAGCGGCCCGGCUGUGGCGAGACGCCGCCCUGCGCACCGGCAAGCUGCGGAGCGACCUCGGGCAGCUGGAGCUGGGCUCCCGGGAGGAGAGCGGCCCGCAGGCAGAGCCGGAGCCCAAGUCCUCCUUGCUUCUGCAGCAGCACCAGCAGGAGCCGGAGCAGCCGCCGUCUCCGCUCGCGCCGUCGCCGCUGGAGACGCUGAACCUGAGCGGGCGCGGCCUGGAGGAGCUGCCCGAGGGCUUGUGCGCCGCCGUGGGCAGCAGCCUGAGCGUGCUCUCGAUGCGCAGGAACCGGCUCGCGAGGCUGCCUUCGGCCGCCGCCCUGGGGCACCUGGGCCGCUUGGCCGAGCUCGACCUGAGCCACAACCGCCUGCGCUGCCUGCGCGACGACGGCCCGGCGCUGGCGCUCCUGCGCGGGCUGCGCAAGCUCAACCUCAGCCACAACCAGCUCGGCGCCGGCGGCGACGGAGCGCUGCCCGACGCCUUGGGCGAGCUGCGGCAGCUGGAGGAGCUGGACUUGAGCUUCAACCGCCUCAGCCGCCUGCCCAACGAGGCCCUGGCCCGCCUGCAGCAGCUGCGCGCCCUCGACGUGGACCACAACCAGCUUCCCGCCUUCCCUCAGGCGCUGCUGGCGCUGGGCUCCCUGGAGGAGCUGGACUGCUCCGGCAACCGGCACCUGCGGGCCCUUCCGGAGGGCAUAGCUUCCCUGCGGCGCCUGAAGAUCUUGUGGCUCAGCGGCACGGGCUUGGCUGCCCUGCCCGAAGGCUUGUGCCAGCUGGGGGCCCUCGAGAGCCUCAUGGUGGACGGGAACCGCUUGAGAGGCCUGCCGGCCGGGUUUGGCGGCCUGCAGCGCCUCAAGAUGCUGAACCUCUCCUCCAACCUGCUGGCCGACUUCCCCGCUGCUGUGCUGGCCUUGCCUGGCUUGGAAGAGCUGUACCUGAGCCGCAACCAGCUCACCCUGCUGCCCGCUGGGCUGUGCCAGCUGUGCCAGCUGCGGACCCUGUGGCUGGACAACAACCGCAUCCGCUUCCUGCCUGACUCCAUCGUCCAGCUGCGUCACUUGGAGGAGCUGGUCCUGCAGGGCAACCAGAUUGCCAUCCUCCCCGAGGGCUUUGGCCAACUCAACCGCAUCAGCCUCUGGAAGAUCAAAGACAACCCUCUGAUUCAGCCACCCUACGAGGUCUGCAUGAAGGGCAUCCCUUACAUCGCGGCCUAUCAGCAGGAGCUGGCCCACUCCCAGCCUGCCCUCAAGCCCCGUCUCAAGCUGGUCCUGAUGGGCCUGAAAAACGCAGGCAAGACGCUGCUAAGGAAGUGCCUCGUGGAGGAAGAGGGCGAGGGACAAGGGCAUGGAGGGCUGUCCUUCGCUGCAGCCUGCAAGGACGCUGGGAGAGCUCGAACCAAGGGGUGCUUCAUGCAGACCCUAAGAGACCUGCCCCCCCAACCUCUUUCCCCCAAAGCACAGCCACACCACCGCCCCAUUGUGGAGCAGCCAGAGGCCUCCACUUUGCCAGCUUCGACCUUGAAAUGUUCCCAUUUGGGAUGUAUCUCCAGUGAGCAGUGGGACAUGCUCUUUUACCCUUCCCCAAAAGCUGCUGGGCAGACCCAGGUGGGACGUUUUGCUGCUGAGCGGCAGGACGAUGCUCCGCGGGCCCCGUCACCAAAAAUAAAUGGGGAGGCGCACUUAGGAUAUUACCCUCCCCUACGACCCAUUAUGCCCCCAGCUCCCUAUGCAGCAGGGUUGCCAGGCGGCAGCAAAGGCAUAGAGGUGACAGACUGGACUGCAGAUGUGGAAAGGGGCCUGACUUUCAUUGUGUAUGAGCUGGCGGGAGACCCAAGUUACGACGUGAUCCAGCCCUUCUUCCUCUCUCCGGGAGCCCUCUAUGUGCUGGUGGUGAACCUGAGCACUUAUGUGCCACAGUGUUUUUAUCCCUCCGUGGGGCACUUCCUUCACUGGCUAGGGGCAAAGGUGCCACAUGCCGUGGUGUGCAUGGUUGGCACCCACGCUGACCUGUGCGCUGAACGGGAGGUGGAAGAGAAGUGCUUAGACAUACACCGCCAGAUUUCCCGGCAGGAGAAGUGCGACUACGAGGGCCUCCAGACUCUGGCCCAGCAGGUAGACGAAGCCCUGGGGCAGGAUUUCGACCUGCGCUGCUCCAGCCCCCACGUCGCCUUCUACGGGGUGUCGGACAAGAACCUGCGGCGCAAGAAAGCUCAGUUCCAGUAUUUGCUCAACCACCGGCCGCAAAUCCUUUCCCCGGUGCUGCCUAUCAGCUGCUGGGAUUGCUGCCAGGUACGCCGCUUGCGAGAGAAGCUCCUUUCGGUAGCCGAGCAUAGAGACAUCUUUCCCAAUUUGCACCGGGUGCUGCCAAGGUCCUGGCAAGUGCUGGAGGAGCUGCACUUCCAACCGCAGGCUCAGCAGCUGUGGCUCAGCUGGUGGGACUCAGCUCGGCUCGGCUUGCAGGCAGGACUGACAGAGGACCGUCUCCAGAGUGCUCUUUCCUACUUGCACGAGAGCGGCAAGCUGCUCUACUUCGAGGAGCACCUCACCCUGCGGGAAUACGUUUUCCACAACUUGCCCAGGCUCAUUGACAUCCUCAACGUCUUCUGCCAACGGGAUGCCACGGUCUUGCUCCAGAAACUGCUUGGCAAUGCCCACGUGGACGAGCUGAAGGCCACGCAGCUCCACCACUAUGUGGAAGGCUUUUUGCUCCACGGGCUUCUCCCCGCCCAUGUCAUUCGCCUGCUCCUCAAACCCCACAUCCAGAGCAGAGAGGACCUGCAGCUUAUCCUGGAGCUGUUGGAGAAGAUGGGUCUCUGCUACUGCGUCAACAAGCCCAAGUCCAAGCCCUUGAAUGGGGCGACGGCAUGGUAUAAGUUCCCUUGCUAUGUGAAGAACGAGAUGCCCCAUGCAGAGGCGUGGAUCAAUGGCUCCAACCUGGGCGGGCAGUCCUUUGUCGCUGAGCAGCUGCAGAUUGAGUACAGCUUCCCCUUCAUCUUCCCACCGGGGCUCUUCGCCCGCUAUAGCGUCCAGAUCAACAGCCACGUGGUUCAGCGGUCUGAUGGGAAAUACCAGAUUUAUGCCUACAGGGGGAAGGUACCUGUCGUAGUAAGUUAUAGACCUGCCAAAGGCACCCAGCAGCCAGAUACUUUGUCUAUUGCUAGUCAUGCAUCCUUACCAAAUAUAUGGACAGCCUGGCAAGCCAUAACCCCGCUAGUGGAAGAACUGAAUGUCUUGCUUCAAGAAUGGCCAGGCCUGUACUAUACUGUGCAUGUCCUUUGUUCCAAGUGCCUUAAAAGAGGGUCGCCCCACCCGCAUACUUUCCCAGGAGAAUUGCUGAGUCAACCCAGGCCAGAGGGAGUGACUGAGAUCAUCUGUCCGAAGAACGGUAAUGAGCGAGUGAAUGUAGCUCUGGUUUACCCCCCUACACCGACAGUGAUCAGCCCUUGUUCCAAGUAACCUCUGGAAGACACCUGCCUUUGCCCCUAUAUAAGGACACACUAAACACCCCUUAAUCGAACAAGCCCUUGCUAAGCAUUUUUGGAAAUGUACAGCCCGGAGAUGUUUCUGAUUACUGGUGGGACCUGGACAACACAGCUUGGGAAAUAAAGAUUAAUGGGAGCAGGUGUGCUGAAAGGCUGUGCGCUGGGGUGGAGCACAAAUCUGUAGCCUGCCUGAAUUGAUCCUUACCAUCGGCUGGGGUUGGAGUGGUGUGUUUCCAAGAACUUUGUCCGGAGGCUUAUUGAAGCAAGAAACACAGCAAAGCACCCUCACCCUGUGCUGCUCUUGGAACUUUUAUACACGACAGUCUGAAAACUCUGGGUGGUUUUAAUGGCUUCGUAAGCAUUGUUGACUGACGGCGAUGCGCUGGGAUUGAGUACUCUGUGGACCUGUAUUGUGCACUUGUUUGGACCCAUUGGUGAAUGUAAGAUUGUUCUCGGCGUGGUCGCUAUUCAGAUGUAGCUGAAAAGAUAUAUCUGCUGAAAAGGAACUGUUGGCAACUCGGUUUCCCCAUAGGAAGAAAUUAAUAAUUCUGUGGCUGUAAUGUGCUGUGGAAAAGGACAUAAAAUCAAAACUGGAAAAUACCUCUUCAGAUGGAUGCUUUCCCAGGGACUGAGCAUAUAACUUAACCCCAGAAGUGAAAUGGUUUUUAAAGUAAUAUAUUAAGUUGCAGAUGAAUGGUGGACUAAAGGAUUCAUCACUCGACCCUCAGCCUCAGGAUCAUUCUCUAGUGAAGAGCUGCUUGCCAACAGAGUAGGUUGAAAAACUUCUCAGGGAUUAUGUUCAAUGUGCAGUUUAAAAGCCGCAGCUGCCAUUGAUGACAGCAGUACCGGGGGCACUCUGUUUCCAAGUCUGUCAAAUGUGAAAGAGGAUCACUGCUGAAGUUCACUGCUGUUCAGCAAUUUGUUUGUUUGUAUGUUUUUUUAAGUGUUAAUCUUUAUUUUUCUAAGUUUUUAAUUAUCUAUGCAGCUUAGAAUUAAUUUGACACUGGGUACAAAGUUCGGCAUGGAGAUUGUGCUAAAUCAGCUGCUGGGUUCUGGAUGUGAUGUCAAAAUAAUGCAUGUAUGUAUCUAUUGUUUAAACACCUGCUUUGUGCACAUGCACAUCACACACACACACAUCACACACACACAAACACACAGUCUUCCAUUUCACUGCAGUUUCAUUGUAAAAUCCACCUAAAUAAACACUAGCACAGAUUCUUCUGGGAAUGCCUCUGCCCUCCACACAACAGUUGAAGCAGUACCUGAAAGAAGCAAAUGUGGUUUUGAGUUUUCUCCCUCUUGUGAGUGGAACAGGUCAACGUGGUGGAGAGGGGGAAGACAACUUUAGUUAAACUUUAUUUGUGGAGUAUCCAGUUGAGUGGACAGCUGUGAAGUAAGCCAGGAAUCAUUCAUCCCUAAACAAUGCUAAGAAUAAUUGACCAGGAAAAAAAUUGAAUAAUUGAAUUGAGGCCAGAAAUAAUUGACAAGGAGCAAAGAGCAGCAUGGAGAUGGACAUACCUCAGUCCUCCCAGCCACUUGGGAGCCUAGAGAAAGCAAUUCAACUAUUGGUGACAAUGUGCCCCAAAGAUUGGGCUUCAUUGCUAGACCCUGUUUACCUUCAGUGUAUUGAAAUUAAGCACACCGGAAUACUAGCAGCUAAAAUGCAGCUCAUGUUGCAACGAAGUUGACCUUCUCAGUUCCAGAACUAUGGAUCGCACUGGCUUUAUUCAUAAUGUCCAUCAUGCUGGGGUGGGGAUCGCUGCAGUGUCCUACAAAACGUGGUUUGUUUUCAAAAGAACUGGGGCCCACUUUAAACAUCGCCUGAGUUAUGUAUAGUUAUGGCACAACACUUUUAAGCCAUUCUGAUAAUGGUAGCACCUUCUGCCCAUAUGGUUAGAGCACCAUUUGUACCACAUUUGCUAGAUUAGUCUACGUUCAGCGCAUCAGUGGAAGCUGUCGGUGUUACUGGAAUGGUUCAGGAAAGCCACAGAGCAGAGGCAACCAGACUACUUGGCCCUCGAGAUUAUUCCCUUGUUUGAAAAACGCAGGCCAACAAUCUGUAAUAUCCACUCUUAUGAGUAAACAUCACAUUUUUUAAAAAAUGUAGGGGCAUUUUAACAUGUAACUUUGAGGUGGAUUUCCGUGGGGAAGUCAUAAAACAGCUGUUGAAUUAUAAGUUUAGCUGAGGAAGAGAUAAACCUCAUUUGAAAAGUGGUUGAAAAGGAGACUUUAAUCAACAAAUGUGUCUGGUGUUAUGAGUGAGCUUUUGAAUCCCAGGGGCUAAUUUUUGUAGGUGUGUGUUGAAAGAUGGUGUAGCCCCCCCGCUUCAAAGUGACUCCAUUUGACAACUGUUGUGUACAAGAAGGUUAAUUGGGGGAUGAGCUGAAGUUUUCUGUUGUAUUUUGGGUCUUGUGGGCAAUUUCAGGUCUAGUGUGAAUUUCAGCGGAACAUUCCCAGAUCUUAAUUUUACCUUAGCGCAUCAGGAGCAUGUGCUAAGAAGACGUUCACAAGCAGAUUUCGGUGCAACAUCACCUAGUAAAAUAGUUUGGGCUUCAGAAAUGUAUUGUUUAGGUUUGCCUUAAGUAGGCUUGAGCAAAACUUGGUCAUUCUGUGGGAAAGUGCCAAAACAGCAUUGCUUAACCUGGCUUCAGUGCCACUGAAUUUAUGGCAAAUACUAGUUGAGAUGAGUUUUCUAAAUGUACCUUCAUUCUUCAGCGCAACUUUCUAGGUAGCUCUGACUUGUGACAGGAGGAGCACAACUUGACAUGAGUUUUCCCUCUCAAGGCCAAAAUGAAGGUUUUUUGUUUUGUUUUGCACCUGCUAAAGUAGAUCUUUGCCAGCAAUGGGAGAUUGACUCUUUCCUGAUGUCAGCCUAAACAUGGGUGGCAUUUAGUCCUCCUUGUUUUUCAGGCUAUUAACUAAAAAUGCACUGAGGCGAAACACUUGCUGCAGUUGUCUGAGAACUUUUUAGAGCAAAUAUAAUUUUUAAAAAAUCAUUAUUAUUUUUUGCUAUGCAGGACAUUUCAAUACAGACACUGCAGCCAGACAAAGAUAUUUUGGCUGGCAGAGUGUCUCAACAAGAUCCUGUUGUGGUAGACCUCUGCCAGCUUUUCUGGGAAGAGGGUGAGGUUUUGCUCUGUGAGGCACAAAAAAUCAAUCAAGUUAUUCCUCUUAAAACUUCUGGGGAAUUGCCCUUGGAAUCAGUCACGUUUUCUAUUCCUAGGUUCCAUGACAGGAAAAGCUGUUUCCUGGAUACGCACGGCAGUGCUGCCAAAGAAAACGUGUGCUGUUUUUAAUUCCUCAAAAGAUUCUCUUCUCUUUGACCCAUCUUUGAUUCACUUCUGGAAGGCCAAAAAAAGGGGUGUUUGGUGUGUAACAUGGGUGGUGAUUGUUCAGCAAGGGGCAUGGGGGGCUAUACUUAUAGCUUAUCUAUUAAUUCUCCAUAUUACAGCACAGACUUCUUUUUUUACAAGAAAAAGAAAAGAAAAGAAGAAGAAAUAUUCUCACCAAGACAAAAAUUUGAGAAUAAAAGUAAAAUUACAACUUGA
Zootoca vivipara (common lizard) is the source of this 7369-nucleotide messenger RNA. RefSeq names its product multifunctional ROCO family signaling regulator 1 (gene MFHAS1). Gene Ontology annotation, cellular component: cytoplasm. Lineage: Eukaryota; Metazoa; Chordata; Lepidosauria; Squamata; Lacertidae. The record is from RefSeq and is a predicted model, not a curated record. Gene Ontology annotation, molecular function: protein binding.